Messenger RNA from Puma concolor (puma), 2067 nucleotides. NCBI's taxonomy places the organism in Eukaryota, Metazoa, Chordata, Mammalia, Carnivora, Felidae. The record is from RefSeq and is a predicted model, not a curated record.
AUGAUGGACCCAAAUCAACAUUUGAAAAAGACAGCAGAGACAACACCUUCAGAGAAAAGGGAAACUAGAUGCUGCAAUGGAUUCAGGAUGUUCUUAGUAGCCCUGUCACUCAGCUUUAUGUGUAAGGCACUCGGUGGAGUUGUUAUGAAAAGUUCCAUCACUCAGAUAGAAAAGAGAUUUGACAUAUCAUCUUCUGUUUCUGGCUUAAUUGAUGGAGGCUUUGAAAUGGGAAAUUUGUUUGUGAUUGUAUUUGUGAGUUACUUUGGAUCCAAACUACACAGACCAAAGAUAAUUGGAAUUGGUUGCUUCAUUAUGGGAACUGGAAGUAUUUUGACUGCUUUACCACAUUUUUUUAUGGGCUAUUACAGGUAUUCUAAAGAAAGUCUUGUCAAUCCAUCAGAAAACUUAACAACAAGCUUUUCAACCUGUUCAAUUAGUGAAAAUUUGUUACUCAAUAGUACAUCACCUAAGAUAGUAGAAAAAGGUUGUGAAAAGGAAUCUGGAUCAUAUCUAUGGAUAUAUGUACUACUGGGUAAUAUGCUCCGUGGAAUUGGGGAAACCCCCAUAGUACCCUUGGGGAUUUCUUAUAUUGAUGAUUUUGCUGAAACAGGACAUUCUUCUUUUUAUUUAGGUACUUUGCAUGCAUUAUCAAUGAUUGGUCCAAUCAUUGGCUUUAUACAGGGAUCUCUGUUUGCUAAAAUGUACGUGGACAUUGGAUAUGUAGAUCUCAGCAGUAUCAGAAUUACUCCUAAGGACUCUCGUUGGGUUGGUGCUUGGUGGCUUGGUUUCCUUGUGGCUGGACUAUUAUCCAUUAUGUCCUCCAUUCCAUUCUUUUUCCUGCCCCAAAAUCUGGAUAAACCACAGAAAGAAAGUAAAGAUUUAGGAUCUUUGCAUUUCCCCAAAACAAAUGAGAAAAGGAGUCAAAUAGCUAAUGUGACCAACCGUGGGCAAAAUAUUAGUGAAAAUAUAACUGAUUUUUUCCAGUCCUUGAAAAGCAUCCUUACCAAUCCCCUAUAUGUUAUAUUACUGUUUGCAUCAUUGCUACUGUCCAGCAGCCAUAUUGGUGCUAUUACUUAUGUCUUCAAAUACAUAGAGCAACAGUAUGGUCAAUCAGCAUCUGAGGCUAACGUUUUUCUUGGUAAGACAUGUUAUUUAUGUUUGUUUGAUAAGCUAUAUACUACCAAAUAUAUGAUAGACAAAUUUAGAAUGAGUUUUUAAGGUCUACCCUUCCUUUCUCUUCUCUCCUCUCUUCCCUCCUUCUCCUAUUUCUCCUUCUUCUUUCUCUCUCGCUCUCUUUUUGAUAUAUGUCUACCUUAUAUUUCCAGAAAUAAUCCAGUGGCAUCUCACAUAAAUGUACCACUUUCUUAUUGCAACUCAGACUGCAAUUGUGAUGAAAGUCACUGGGAACCUGUCUGUGGAGCCAAUGGAGUAACUUACAUGUCACCUUGUCUAGCAGGUUGCAAAUCUUCAAGUGGCAAUAAAAAGUCUAUAGUGUUUUAUAACUGUAGUUGUGUGGAAGUAACUGGUGUCCAGAACAAAAAUAAUUCAGUGAAUUUGGGUGAAUGCCCAAGAGACAAUCAUUGUACAAAAAAAUUUUAUAUUUAUGUACUGGUGCAAGUCUUGAAUUAUUUUUUCUCUUCAUUGGGAAGCACCCCAACUAUCAUGCUGGUUUUUAAAAAUGUUCAACCUCAGCUGAAAUCCCUUGCAGUGGGUUUCCAUUCACUAACUAUACGAGCAUUAGGAGGAAUUCCAGCUCCUAUAUAUUUUGGGGCUCUGAUUGAUAAAACAUGUAUGAAGUGGUCUACCAGCAGCUGUGGGAAACGAGGGUUUUGCAGGUUGUAUAACUCCAGAUUAUAUGGAAAUACCUACUUGGGCUUGAUUGUGAGCUUAAGAUUUUCAGCACUUAUUCUGCUUGUUGUAUUAAUUUUCACUAUGAAGAAAAUAUAUCAAGGAAAAUAUACCAAGGCAUCAGAAAAUGGAAGAAAAGAUAUGAAUGAAGCAAACUUAGAACCCUUAAAUAAUGAUGGAUAUUUUGUACCUUCUUCGGACAAUGAAGCACAUAUGUAA